AUCUGUUGCAAGCAGCAGAAGGGAGGAGAGCUCUUCUUCCCAGUGGGUUGCAGCAGAUUACCAGCUGGGGCACAGAGGACCAGCCACUCCACUCUCUUCUGGCCUGAUCCUUCUUAACCAUCACCUCACUGUCCUGUGGCAGCUAUCAUGGACUUCUCCUUUAUGUACCGCUGGUUCAAAAACUGCAAUCUGGUGCGAAACCUCUCAGAGAAGUAUGUCUUCAUCACUGGCUGUGAUUCAGGCUUUGGGAACCUGCUGGCUCGGCAGCUGGUUGAUCGGGGCAUGCGGGUGCUGGCUGCUUGCUUCACUGAGGAGGGGGCCCAGAAACUUCGGCAGGAUACCUCCUACCGUCUGCAGACCACCCUACUAGAUGUGACCAAGACGGAGAGCAUCCAGGCAGCAGCCCAGUGGGUGAGGAACCAAGUGGGUGAGCAAGGUCUCUGGGCCCUGGUGAAUAAUGCUGGAGUGGGCAUACCCAGUGGUCCCAACGAAUGGCUGAACAAGGAAGACUUUAUGAAGGUGAUCAAUGUGAACCUGGUGGGACUGAUUGACGUGACCCUCCACAUGCUGCCUAUGAUCAAGAAAGCCCGGGGCAGGGUCAUCAACAUGUCCAGCUCUGGUGGCCGUGUGGCUGUCAUUGGUGGUGGCUACUGUGUCUCCAAGUUUGGUGUUGAGGCAUUCUCUGACAGCAUCAGGCGUGAGCUCCACUAUUUUGGGGUAAAGGUCUGCAUCAUUGAACCGGGAAACUACAGGACAUCCAUUCUGGGCAAGGAGGGCAUGGAGUCCCGCAUGCGAAAGCUGUGGGAGAGGCUGCCUCAGGAGACCCGGGAUAGCUAUGGAGAUGAAUACUUCCAAAUAUAUACUGAAAACUUAAAAAACAUAAUGCAGUUGGCUGACCCAAAGAUCAGCGAUGUCACUAAUAGCAUGGAGCAUGCUGUUGUUUCCCGGAGCCCUCGCGUCCGCUACAAUCCUGGCCUGGAUGCCAAACUCCUCUACCUCCCCCUGGCUAAGUUUCCCACCCCUGUGACAGAUUUUAUUCUGAGCCGGUACCUUCCACGGCCAGCUGACAGUGUCUGAGCCAGGAAGGCUGCAGGGUUGUCAGUGAGAAAUAAGGAGAAGGGACUGUGGCUCACA
Chrysochloris asiatica (Cape golden mole) is the source of this 1134-nucleotide messenger RNA. RefSeq names its product short chain dehydrogenase/reductase family 9C, member 7 (gene SDR9C7). The transcript has 4 exons. Gene Ontology annotation, molecular function: oxidoreductase activity. Lineage: Eukaryota; Metazoa; Chordata; Mammalia; Afrosoricida; Chrysochloridae. The record is from RefSeq and is a predicted model, not a curated record. The coding region runs from base 148 to 1077 and encodes 309 amino acids.